Messenger RNA from Monomorium pharaonis (pharaoh ant), 834 nucleotides. RefSeq names its product pheromone-processing carboxypeptidase KEX1-like. The transcript is spliced from 4 exons. NCBI's taxonomy places the organism in Eukaryota, Metazoa, Arthropoda, Insecta, Hymenoptera, Formicidae. The record is from RefSeq and is a predicted model, not a curated record. Bases 526 to 834 code for a protein of 102 amino acids.
GCUUUUUCGGUAUGACAGAUUUCUUAACCUUAAUUCGUCAACUUUAAUAACGAUUAGUAUCUCGAUCGCUUUUCUGAUGCACGCUUAUUCUUGUCAGAUUUAUUCGUUUUAAGCAAAAUCGCGUCAAAUACGCAUAAUUACAUCGAUAUUUGAGGUGCGGGAUCUAAAUGAAACAAUUACUUUUUUAUAAAUAUAUGUGAAAGUGAGCCUGAUUGAAAAAGUAAAGUAUAUAUUAUAUAUUAUACAUUAUCGGAUAAUGAGUGAUUCGUCAUCAUGUGAUUCUAAUUCUGAUAAUGAUAUAAAUAAUGCAGUCCCAAAAAAGUAAAACGACGUUACAAAACAGGAUUGUAUAAAGAUUAUGAGACUCACUUCAGAGAUAAUUUAUCUUGGGUUACUAGAUCAAAGUGGGAUUCUUUUACGAGUUAUGAACAUCAAUUAGCUUUUGUGCCAGAAAGCAGUAAUUUUUCUAACUUGAAUAAUGAGCAGAACCGUGAUUGUUGUAUUAGAAGUGAGAAUAAUUGUGACAUGAGAAUGAAUAAUAAUGAAGCUAGUAGUAAUAAUUCCACAGCGAUUCGCUCUCCAGAAUAUAAACCUGACUUAAAUAUUGAAGAUACAUUUGAGUAUAAUGAAAUUAUUCAUAUAAACAAUGAAGACGAGGACAAAGAAAAUGAAGAUGCCAGCAGUGUAGAAGACAAUAGUGAAGAUGAUGACAAACAUAUGAGUGAGAGUAGUUCAAAUGGCUAUGAUUCUGAUAACAAUGAAUUUGAUAGUGAUGAUUAUGAUGCGAAUAUCAGUGACGACGAGACUAAUGGUCAUUUGAUGAUAAUACUAUAA